Messenger RNA from Malurus melanocephalus (red-backed fairy wren), 7372 nucleotides. It is a transcript of the gene ZBTB38, whose product is annotated as zinc finger and BTB domain containing 38. Bases 1535 to 5095 code for a protein of 1186 amino acids. Gene Ontology annotation, cellular component: nucleus. Gene Ontology annotation, biological process: regulation of transcription by RNA polymerase II. The transcript has 7 exons. Gene Ontology annotation, molecular function: DNA-binding transcription factor activity, RNA polymerase II-specific; RNA polymerase II cis-regulatory region sequence-specific DNA binding; protein binding. NCBI's taxonomy places the organism in Eukaryota, Metazoa, Chordata, Aves, Passeriformes, Maluridae. The record is from RefSeq and is a predicted model, not a curated record.
ACACCCUUCACCUUGCUUAUCAAUACUUACCUUACUAAGUAUUGACCUUGUAAAAUCAAUAUAUUUCCCGUGUGCUAUUCUAGUCCCUAUUUCUUCUCAUAUUGCUUCUAAUAUUCUGAUAUUAUUAAAGCAUUUUAAAAUCUUYUAUUUCUAAAAUAUUUUAGGCAUUUCUUUAAAAAUUUUGAAACAGCUUUGAAGUCUUGCUUUUGAGCUGUUUAAGUUGACUGAAGGGACAGCUGAAGUGAACUACAURCAAUUAAAUAGUUUAUGUAAUUCAUGCUAUAUAAAAAUUUCAAAUAUUUUUUUUUCCUAUUCCACUGGGUGGAAGGAUUUUCAUAAUGUCUUCAGAGAGGAAUGCUAGAAAACAUAUUGUGAACCCAAAGAGUAUUGACAGAGUGAUAAAAUAUCCCCAAAUAACAACAAAAAAGGCCAAUGACUGUAUGUGUUCCUUUUUCUGUGAAUCAGAGUAGCUAAAUUGCAUACAAUAUGUCAUAGACUAUUAACAGGUAUUCUGUUUACCACAACUAAUUCAUUAGGAGAAUUACUUUCUAAGUAAAGGGAUCUGAGUUUURUUAAUUUUUCUGUUUCUAUAAAAUUUUAGCCCAAGGUAAAUCUAUGAUAGCUGUGAGGUCAUUAUAUUUAUUACAAUAUUUCUAUCUAUUGGUAUUACUGUUUUCAGUCUGUGAGGGCAUAAAAGAUGCCAGCAUGUAAAUUCCUCUAGAAGGACUCACAUUCUAAAUAUGUAAUGACAUUUCUAGACAUUUGGGUUUUCAAGUAACUUCUCUAUUUUAGCUUCUCUUUAAUUUCUCUUGCUUCUUCUUUUACAAUGAGCAAUAUUUUAGCAACACAGGGAAGGAAACAGAUGCCAUAAGUACUCCCAUUUGAACACAGACAAACUACAAGUCUCUGCAGAGGGUGAUACCAAUUUAACGUAUGCGGCUGAACAACGUGCAUGCUAUUAAUCUCAGAAGGUAACAGAAAGACAUUAAACGACAGCACUUUAGUAUCUGCAUUGACCUCCAUGAUGUCAGAAUGUCAUUGUGCAACCGUAGCUAAGAAAAGCCGCCGAGAAAAAAAAAAAAACAAAGGAGCUUUGCGUCUUCCAAUAACAUGAGAUGUGCAUAUACAUUGAACCAAGACUCUGUAGCUGAUACGCAAUGUCACUUACAACAUUAAUCAGAUACUGCAUUUAAGUUUCGGAAAACCUUGGAUAAGGACGGGUUUUUUUUCCCACUCCUGCUUUCCCUGUUGAUAAACCCGGUUCUCCUGCUCACGGUCUAUUCAAGCUGCUUCCCAUCUGAAUUUUGACAACUGCUUCUAAAAAAUUAUCAAGAAGAACAAGAACAGAACUUAUCACCAUUGCUUUACAUAAAAAUGGCUGGGUGCAUUGCCAUGUUAACACUGCUCUAAGUGGUACAUGCAGGUUGAUACACUGUAGCCACACAGUUCACAAAAUUACUGAGAUGGUUUUGCUGAAAAUACCUGUCAAUACCACUUUUAAAAGAUUCUAACAAGAAGAACAACCUGAUUUUAGAUGACAGUCAUGUCCCAUUCAAAGGAUCUCAAGGACGAUUUCCACAGUGACACUGUACUUUCCAUUUUAAAUGAACAGCGCAUUCGGGGUAUUUUGUGUGAUGUCACCAUAAUUGUGGAAGACACCAAAUUUAAAGCCCAUAGUAAUGUGCUGGCAGCUUCAAGCCUUUACUUUAAAAACAUCUUUUGGAGUCGUACUAUYUGUAUUUCAGGUCAUGUACUGGAGUUAGAUGAUCUCAAAGCUGAAGUGUUUACAGAGAUACUGAAUUACAUCUACAGUUCCACAGUAGUUGUUAAGAGGCAGGAGACUGUAACGGACCUUGCAGCUGCAGGGAAAAAACUGGGAAUAUCAUUUCUAGAAGAUCUUACAGAUGUAAACUUUUCAAGUUCCCCCUGCCCCUAUGCAUAUGUUAAUGAAAAAGGGACUGUCAAAGAGGAAAAACAUGAAAAGCGACAUGAAGACUCUGCUGUGACAAAUGGACCACGAAUUACAAAUGCAUUCUCAAUUUUUGAAACAGAAAACAAUUUGUUUUCUCCCCUUGAUUUGAGGGCCAGCUUUAAAAAGGUAUCUGAGACAAUACAAGCUCCCAACAUCAGCCUCGACAGAAGUGAUGUUUGCAAAGAUGCUGAGCCAGCCAGUACCUUGGCUGAACACUCUUAUGCAGUUUCUUCUGGGGGAGAUACUUCACAAGGAACACCUUUUGUUGAACAGGACAGCAGCCCUUCAUACCACGUGGGUGAGGACCGCUAUGAAAAUCACCAAGCCACCCCAGUCAUUCAGCAGGGAAAACAAGCAGCUAAUAUUCCUAAGUCAGCCUUUAAGCCCCAGAAUACUGGUUCGGCUAUAGCAAAAGUACCGGCCUCUACAGUAACCACUACAGAAGCCCAGCAUGAAGCAGUUACUAAUCAGACAAUUACUUCCUUUCCAAAAUCUCAAAGUAAAGCAGGAGAAGUAUCCAGAGAAGAGGAAAGCACUUCUGCUAAUGUCUCUGCAUCUGAGGCAACUGUCACUCCACCUGUUUACAGUUGUAACUGUUGUGCAAAAUCAUUCAAUGACCGGGCAUUACUUACUGCUCACCUCCAUUCAGACCAUCAGGAAAAUUUCAUAUGCAAAUACUGCAGCAAACAAUUUGCAAAUCUAAAUAUACUUAAAAGUCAUGAACAAGUCUGCAUGAGAUCAAGUAACUUAUCGCCUCACAGUGGAAAUGAACAAAAUUUUGCAGAUAACUAUACUGCUGCAGAGGGACGGAAUGGAAGUUCAUAUGCAAACACAGAGCCUCUGUUGUCUGAAAACAGCAUCACUGAUUGUUCUAAUGCAAACUGCACUUUACCAGAAACAGAUCAUUUGGUUAAAGUUGUUGAUGGGCAGAUACUAUAUACUUGCGUYGUUUGCAAACGUAGUUAUGUCACAUUGUCCAGCCUUCGAAGACAUGCAAAUGUGCAUUCCUGGAGAAGAACAUACCCUUGUCACUACUGUAAUAAAGUCUUUGCGUUAGCUGAGUACCGCACCAGACAUGAGAUCUGGCACACUGGAGAAAGGCGUUACCAGUGCAUUUUCUGUCUGGAGACCUUCAUGACUUACUAUAUCCUGAAAAACCAUCAGAAGUCUUUCCAUGCAAUUGACCAUCGCCUCUCAGUAAAUAAAAAGACGGCCAAUGGGGGUUUAAAACCAAGUAUGUACCCAUACAAACUGUAUCGACUCUUGCCUAUGAAAUGYAGGCGAAUGCCUUACAAAUCCUACCGAAAUUCGUCGUAUGACAAUGUUCCAACAAGUACCCAGGCUAAUGAAACUGCUUCUACUAACUGUUUCAUUCAGAGUUCUCUUAACUCUGAGCUACCACCACUGAAUUUUCAACAUAGUAUAAUGUCAAACAACAGAACUUUGGCCUUGGAUACUUCUUCAUGUAAUGAUACAGCAUCUUCCACAAAUACUCAGAAUUCUUCCUCUUGGGGAGUAGGUAUCUUAAAUUCUGGCCUGCAGAGGGACUUUUUCCCAGCUGAAAAAAGAGUUUCCACUGCUGCGAAUGACUCUGGUUCACAGCAAUGUGAUUCCUCAGUUGUGUCCUUAGCUAACAUGAAUGAAAAUUCAACCUCUGUCAUCAGUUACAGCAGUUCUGCACCCUCUGUUAUAAUGCACAGUAGCAGAGUUUCAUCGGUAAUAAUGCACAGUAAAACAGUCACUUCCAUAGAAAACAGUAAGAUGGAAUCUUCAAAUAACCUACCUAAUCAGUCAGUAAGUAAUGACUGUAAGUAUGGGUCAGAUAAUUACGGGAAGUGCAUUACUAAAUCAAAAACAAUUAAGGAGAAAAAGAAAACACUGCAAUACAACAGAGCAGAAGCAACUGAGGAUACACAGCAUGUCACAGGAUCCGGAGGUUCAUGUAGCAAAACAAGUACUGUCCAAGAGUCCAGUAAAACUGAAACAUACAUUGCAAAGCCUGCCUUACCUGGAACAUCUGCUGACAGCAAUGUCGCGCCUCUUUGCCAGAUAACAGUAAAAAUUGGUAAUGAAGCAAUUGUAAAAAGACAUAUAUUAGGAUCUAAGCUGUUUUGUAAAAGGGGCCGCAAAUCCAAACAUGAGCCCAAACAGGACAAUGUCAUUGAGGAACCAGAAAUGGAGGUGAAAGAAAGAAGCCCAACUAGACUCUAUAACUCAGAAUCCCUGGAGCUGACAGAAAUGUGUGAUGAUGUAAGUGACCAGGACUCCAGUGAUAAACCCUGGAGACCUUAUUAUAAUUACAAACCAAAAAAGAAAUCCAAACAGCUAAGAAAAAUGAAAAAGACCAAGUGGAGGAAAAAGCACGGAAGCAAGAACACCAGUGUGGAAAGCCAGAACACAUGCAGUCGAGAGUAUGCACUCCGGAAUGCUCCUGAGGAGAAGGCGGUCAGCCAGGAAGACAACACAGAAAUGCCUAAUCUUCAUUGUGAGCUCUGUGAAAGAGACCAGUCUUCUACAGGAGAAGCUCAAGAACAUGUACACUGGCAUGUAGCUGCUUCAAAGCCUUACAUUUGUGAAUUAUGCCAAAAACAAUUUCAAAGUCCAUCCACUUUAAAAAUGCAUAUGAGGUGUCACACUGGGGAAAAGCCCUACACUUGCAAAACCUGUGGGAAAUGUUUCUCAAUUCCUGGAAAUCUACAGAAACAUGAACGUAUUCACCUGGGUGUCAAAGAUUUUGUCUGCCAAUACUGUAAUAAAGCAUUCACUUUAAAUGAAACACUCAAAAUACAUGAAAGAAUUCAUACUGGAGAAAAACGCUACCACUGUCAGUUCUGCUUUCAGAGUUUUUUGUAUCUUUCUACCAAAAGGAACCAUGAGCAAAGGCAUGUACGUGAACAUAAUGGAAAAGGAUACGCUUGCUUUCAGUGCCCCAAAAUUUGCAAAACUGCAGCUGCUCUGGGAAUGCACCAGAAGAAACAUUUAUUCAAAAGUCCAGGCACACAAGACAGAAAAGAACAGUUUUGCAAUGAAAGUACUAAACUUCUAGAAAACCCACAUUUGCUUGGUUCUGAAGGAAGUGAAGUGAAAAAUACACAAAAGGUAACUCCAGAAGUUACACUCUGAGUGACAAUUGUGCAAAAGAGUAGAAAAAUCCAAAACUAUUUUGUGGAGAAGAUACAGAUGUAUUGAAUGGGGAAACAUAUCAUUUACUAAGGUCAAAUUUCUUCAUCUAAGUGUAUGUCAGUGUAUGCAAAAGAAGGAAAACAAAGAAAAAAASCAGUAUUUGCAAUAAUACAAAUUUCAUGUGAAACAUCCAAAAUACUUUUGCCACAACAGACUCUUAACAUAGAGAGAAAGAAAAAUGAACAACCCAAACCCUUCUACUUAACAUUACAAGAAACUAGUCACUGAACUAUUUUACAGUUCUGGUUUUGAGUCAAAAUCGUUCUAGGCAAAAGAAAUAAGUAGAUUCAUGGUGUAUUCUGUAGAAGGAAGUUUUGCUGCAGAAACCAUAUAUUACUUUUUUUUUUUUUUUAACGAAAGUAAUGUGUUUAUAAAGGAAAUAAUUGUAAUCUUGUGUAUUCUAAAGUGAAGGUGCGAAGUGUUUCAUGGUCUUGGGUGUGCCGAAGUACAUUUGAGUUCUGCCAUGCUUUUCUGUAACAGCCUUUACAAAACAUAUUCAGGAGUUUAAACUACUCUUUUCCUUUCCAUAUUCAGUUUUGUAGUUACCAUAAUAACUGUUAAGUCUGAGUGAUGGUGUGAGAAGUAUUCCAGAUUUAUAUAUCUCUGAGACAUUUAAUAAAGGUUCAGUGGAGUUUACUAUAGCCAGUCUUCCAAACUGCAUAAAUCCCCAUAUCAGUGGCCUGUUGAGCUCUUCAGGUGCAUUGGUCUAAAGAAAAAAUUAUGAAACAGAAAUCUGUAUAGAAAGGUCCACCUCCUGGUGGGUCUGCAGCUCUUGCUUUUAGAAAUACUAUUCUUGUCAACAGAAGGAGAUGUAGACAGAAUUUUCCUCCUCAUCCUGGAGUAAUGCCUGGACAGAAACAAUAGAGCAUCUCCCCAUAAAUACUUUAAUUUUGAAAGGAGUAGAUAAAUAAGACUCCUACUUCAUGUAUAUCCCUGAGGCAAUCCCUAUGUAUAAACAGGUAUAGGGCCAGUUUGUGGGGUUCCCUGUCAUUUCCAUGCCUUAAAUGCAACAUUUAACCUUCAGAUGUCCCUUCUCAGUGAUCCCACCAACCAUUCCAGCAAUGUCCCAUGGCCAUAGCAGAGAGGGGUCGGGAGCGGGCUGCUGGAGGAUGGAGUGUUGGCCUUCCUGCCUCCCUCAUCCUGCUACAGCAAAGGGUACUGGUGAGCCUUACAGCUGCACAGUUCACUAAGAGAAUGACUUCUGAAAGACAGCACCUAAAUAUGCCAGUUAAUAUCGUUUUGUGAUUCAUUUUAAUUGAGACGCUURAAGUGUCCAAGGAGGUGCAUGUCUGCAAGUUGCAUUUUAUAUGAUAGGGRUCUGUUGUACUGUGUGUGCAUUUCCAAUAGUCAUGUUUGUUCAUCCCUGUGAAGUGUUAAAAAAUUMAGUCACGACAAGGGUUAGUGAUCCUCAACUUCAUUCAACGUGAUGGUUCACAGUUUGUUACUUAACUUCGUCUUCUUGAAUAUUUUAAAAGAAUCUAUAGCUUGGGUACAAUAAAACUACAGUUGAAAUGAUAAUACAGUAUUGAUUGAAGUAAUAAUAUAGUCCACUUGCUUAUUCUAUCACUGGUGAAUGCUGUGAACCCUUUGAGAAAUUCUGGUUUCAUGGCAGCUUUGGUUCCAUUUAAAUAAGGAUAACAGAAUAAUAAACACAGGAAAGCAUAAUGAUAUUUGAAAGAAAGUACACAAAGAUAUCUUACAAGUGGACUUGUAUGAUGAUAAAUAUAGACCAAAGCAAAUAAGGUAGAAUAUUUAUAAAUACAAAGAUAAUUUUACAAAUAUUUUAUAUAACUGUAUAGUUCAUAAGAAGAAUAUUGUUAGCUUGUGUUAGGUUUUGGGGAGGGUUUGUAUAUUUUGAUAAAAACACAAUGACUUUGUAACUCUGUAUAUUCUCUACAGUUUAUAGCAAAGCAGUUUUAAGAUGGCAAUGUCAUGUUUAUAGUUCAAUUGUGGCACUUUUACUACAAGUUAACAUAUUGCAGUAAUGAAUCAAGUAUUAAUGACCAAAUUAGAAUUAAAGUAAGUGUAAGAGAAGGUAAAUACUAUACGUUGUCAAAGACUGUAAUUUGCUGCAUAAUCGCAUCUGUAUUUUUGUUUAGAAGAAAAUAUUAAAUGCAGGUGUUAAGGAUUGAUAAAGAGUCUAAUUUUAUUUUUAGAAAGAGUGAUUAUAACUCUGUUUUUGCUUAAUUAAAAUAACAUAUUCCUAUUUUUCUGUAA